AUGUUUGGUUUACUUCAGUGUACCGACAAAUCGUCCAAUGAGACUAAACACAUAGUGCGUGGGUAUAACAAAUGCAAUUUCCACUCUGAUAUCUUUGAUGUGGUCGAAGAGGAUACGGGACCAUCCUAUAAGCUCGAUUGUGUCGGUGGUGGAAGGAUCAAGCAUGAGGACAAAGCGAAGAAAAUUCUUGUAUAUGGAUAUUCUCAGGGUUACGGUCCAGCGGAUCACUCUGUGACUGUGGAUAUUCUCAAGAAGCAAUAUCCUGAUUAUGAUAUUAGUUUCUCGAAUGACGGCUACUGA
Molecule: messenger RNA, 300 nt
Organism: Cooperia oncophora
Lineage: Eukaryota; Metazoa; Nematoda; Chromadorea; Rhabditida; Trichostrongylidae
Source: the annotation of a GenBank genome assembly